Molecule: messenger RNA, 1359 nt
Organism: Zingiber officinale
Lineage: Eukaryota; Viridiplantae; Streptophyta; Magnoliopsida; Zingiberales; Zingiberaceae
Product: GDSL esterase/lipase At1g28600-like
Exons: 5
Coding region: 68-1156 (362 amino acids)
Molecular function (GO): hydrolase activity, acting on ester bonds
Source: RefSeq, a predicted model, not a curated record
AAGGUCCAGCUCUCUAUCAUGUGGCAAAGGGGACGGAUAGAGAGCGAGAGAGAGGAGGCGGAAGAGAAUGGUCAACGCAGCGAUGAAGGUUCCCUUCUUCCUCCUUUUCCUCGUCUGCUCCUCCCACCUCGCCUCCUCCCAGCGCUACAAUGCCCUGUUCAACUUCGGGGACUCCCUCUCCGACACCGGCAACGUCGUCAUCGCUGGCCUCCCCUAUGGCAUGACCUACUUCGGCCACCACACUGGCCGCUGCUCCGACGGCCGCCUCGUCAUCGAUUUCAUUGCUGAGGGAAUCGGGCUGCCGCAUCUACCGCCCAAUACUGCCAAGAACGCAAGUUUCAACCAGGGCGCAAACUUCGCUUUCAUCGCCGCCCCGGCCCUUCCCUUCGACUUCUACCACAAGCGCGGCCUCAGCAAGGGGCUUUGGGUGAAUGCUUCGGUUCACGAGCAGGUGGAUCGGUUCGAGAAGUUGCUUCCUUCCAUAUGCGGCUCGCCCCAAGAUUGCAAGGAUUUCUUGAGCAAGUCUCUUCUGGUCGUCGGCGAGUUCGGGGGGAACGACUACAACACCGGGAUCUUCGGCGGGUGGGCGAUAACUAAAGUGAGUUCCUUCACGCCCUAUGUCACCAAAGCUGUCGCAGAGGGCAUCGAGAGAUUGAUCGGCCUCGGCGCAGUCGAUAUCAUCGUUCCUUCUGUGCUACCGGUGGGUUGCUUCCCUCUCUACCUCACUCUCUACAAGGCCAAAGACCCGACGGAGUAUGGCCACAGGACCGGAUGUCUGAGGAAGUUCAACUCUCUGUCCUGGUACCACAACGCAGUGCUCCGGCGGCAUCUCGACCGGCUCCGGAAGAAGUACCCGUCCGUCUCGAUUCGAUACGCCGACUUCUACGCCCAACUCUUCGACUUCGCGAUAGAUCCUCUCAAAUACGGUUUUAAAGCUGGAGCCUUGAAGACAUGCUGCGGAGCUCCCGGGAUGGGUAACUACAACUUCAAUCUGCACGCCAAGUGCGACCAAAAUGGUUCGAGUGUGUGCGCCGACGUAUCGGCUCAUGUGAGCUGGGAUGGGAUUCACAUGACUGAGGCCGCUCACCGGAUCAUCGCCCAGGGUUGGCUCAACGGCCCCUACGUCAACCCUCCAAUUUUGAGCUCCUCCAGUUAAACCAAUACUAGGCAAAUCUAUCAAAUGAACACAAGCGCUAAGAGAUUACUGGUUCAAGCUUCAUGAGCAAAAUUUAUCCAGCUCAAUUGAUUCUUUACUGUGUUAAACCUCCGAGUUGUACGAUUGAUGACCGCAUAUGCUUGUGUGACAAUUAUUGAUGAUGAUCAGAAAGCAAAUUGAAAUUCCAUUAUUAAUUGCUUCAA